This is a messenger RNA of Diabrotica balteata, 7663 nucleotides long. NCBI's taxonomy places the organism in Eukaryota, Metazoa, Arthropoda, Insecta, Coleoptera, Chrysomelidae. The record is from the annotation of a GenBank genome assembly.
GACCCCAACACAAACCCCUCAAACUUUCCUUUCCUCCGUUAAGGUGAACCAAGUUACGCCUGGAGACGUGAACAGGCCGCCGAAAAGCACAUCUCCAGACGUUCCUGAGCAGAUGGUACCAUUGGAAAGCUACUAUUACGGUACCAUAGAGACCUACACGAAAACACCGACGAUUACUUUAAAUAUGAAGUGUCCGUUUUGUAAGAGCGUGUUCGACAACAACGUUCAGCUGAUGAGCCACUUGUUCAAGCAUGCGCACAACGUAUCUAUGGACGCGCAGCUGUGCAGGUACUGCCUGACCAGUGUUGCCACGGCCAACGACCUCCUGAAACAUAUAGCCACAUCACAUCCAGCCGAAACCAAAUUCGACAACGGAUUCUGCUGUUUGAUUUGCGAAACUCCCUACAUGAAUCCGUUCAUUCUGGGCAAACAUAUGUCCAAAGAACACUGUCCGAGCGAAUUGCCGUAUCAGUGUGGCACUUGCGGCUAUCGUUGUUCCAACCACAAACAAGCCAUAGAUCAUUUCUACAAAGCACACGACAACGGACCCACCAUACAGUGUCCCUUCUGUUUGAAAUCGACUACGGUCUUUACGUCAAGCAGAAAUAUUGUACAGAAUAUGAACUACUUUAUCCAGCACUUGCAGAAACAUCAAAGGAAAAACUUAGCUCGUCGAUGCGGUAAGUGCAACUCGUGGUUCGUUCAAAAAGACGCACUCAACGACCACCAGAAAAAAAUGCACAUUUCCCAACGGGGCAAACCCGAACUCGUUCCAUGGACGGCACCUCGAAACGGUAUUAUGGUUCCGAAGUCAAAAAUGGAUAAAUAUCCCGUGGACGCUGAAGUUAUCGAUUUCGACGCCCUAAAGUUAGAUCUGAGCAAAGGACUGAUGUGCAAAGAGUGCGAUACGCCGAUGGAUACGCCAAAACACUUUCCAUCGUUUGAAAGCUGUCAGAAUCCGAAUUGUCAGUAUUCAACUUGUUGUACGAAUGCAAUGCAAGAACACAACGCCAAAUGUAGCAAAACCAACAACCCCAUUGCCGAAGAGAAGCUUCCGUUCGAGAUGUUCUGCAUUUGCGGAUUCAGUAAUAUUGAUGGUAAUCAAAUGGCUAAGCAUCUCGCUACCUGCGAGAGGAAAUCCGCAUAUCCUUCGAGAACUGACGCCAGGUCUGCAACGGUGACACACAGCAUGUUGGACGUCUUAGGGUUAGUAAGAAAAGCAGAAGAAAUUCCAAAACCGACCGAAAAUAUUAAAUCAGACGACUCGAAGCCCAAGCCAAGAACGGAAAAAAGGAAGAGGGCAAAGAACGAGGAAGAACCUGCAACAGAUAGUGAUAAUGCAAAGAAAGACAUUGUUGAAGUGAACGAAAAAGAAGAUGAAACGGAUAAUAAUAAGAGGAAAAGAAGGAGACUUCAUAUAUAUGAAGUUGGAAAAAAGAAAGAAUCAACUAGUGAUGUUGUAACUGUCGUGGACGACAAAGAUGAAGUUGAUAAAAAAGAUGGUGAAGAUAUCCAAAAAGAAGAGACGAAAGACAAACCUGAACCAGUUGAAAAAACAUCUGAAGAAAAAAUAGAAAAUAAAGAUGUAGAACAGCCACUAUCUGAAGAUAAAUCAUCCGACUUGAAAUCUAAAGACGAUACACUCGAAACGGAGGAAAAACUAAAACUAGACGAUACUGCAGAACCAAUGGACACAACUGAAAAUGUUGAUGAAAGCGUCACAAAUACAACGAAAGAUGCUGAUGGUGUUAUACCCAGUGAAAAUGUUGAAACUGAAGAUUCAGAAAAAGAACAAUCUAGCAAUCUUCAAAAUCAUGUUGACGAAUCAGAAAAUACUUCAGAAGAAAAACAGGAAAGCGAAGAAGUCAAAGAAAAUCUGGCUGACUCUAAUGACGAUAAGUCACAAGAUACGGAAGCAGUGCACAAAGAUAAUGAAGAAAUAAAUCUGACGAAAGAAAACGAAUUAGUAGAUAAAGAUGUUACUGAAAUAAACGAAGAGGAGGAAGAUAUAUCGUCUAAAAGCAUUGUGCAAGAUGAAGGCGAUGAGAACGGUGUAGAGAAUGAAACAGAUAAUAAAUUACAUGAAGAUGAAGGUGAUAAUGAAGAAUCGAUAAGUGAAAACGUGUCUGAAGACAAAAAUGACGACAAUUUGGAAGAGAAAUCGAAAGAAGAAAACUUAGAAAAAGAAUCAAACGAAGAAGAGAAUUUAGAAAAAUCGAUGGAAGAAGAAUCGAGAGAAAAUGAAGAGAGUCAAGAAGAAGAAUCUCAAGAUAAUAUCCAAAAUACGAAUAAAGACAAGGAAGAAAUUGGAGAUGAAGGAGAGUCAAAAGAUAAUGAAUCUUUGGAUGAUAAGGAAUAUAUCGAAGAGAGUCAGGAAGUACAAAAUAAACACGAGGAAGAGGCUAAAGUAGACGACGAUGAACUUAAAAUGCAAAGCGAAGAAGACGCUGAGACGCGGGACGAAGAGAUGGAAGAACAAGAAGAGAAACAGGUGGUUGACGAUCAAGAAUUGGAUAAAGAGGAUGGAACGACAGAAGAUAAAGUUGAUGGAACCAAAGACAAAGAGGAGGAAGUUAAUGAAGACAAAAAGGAAGAUAUAAACGAAGAAAAAGAGGAAGAUGAGGCUGAAGAAAAAGAGGAAGAUGAGGCUGAAGAAAAAGAGGAAGAUGUGGCUGUAGAAAAAGAGGAAAAUGUGGCUGAAGAAAAAGAGGAAGAUUUGGCUGAGGAGAAAGAGGAAGAUGUAGCUGAAGAAAAAGAGGAAGAUUUCGCUGAGGAGAAAGAGGAAGAUGUAGCUGAAGAAAAAGAAGAUGUGGCUGAAGAAAACGAGUUAGAUGUGGCUGAAGAAAACGAGGAAGAUGUGGCUGAAGAAAAAGAGGAAGAUGUGGCUGAAGAAAAAGAGAAAGAUGUGGCUGAAGAAAAAGAGGAAGAUGUGGCUGAAGAAAUGGAGGAAGAUGGGGAUGAAGACCAAGAAGAUGUGAAUGAAGACAACGAAGACGUUUUAUUGGAAGACAAAGAGGAAGAUGCAACUGACGACAAAGAGGAAGAUGUAACUGACGACAAAGAGGAAGGCAACGUUGAAGAUAAAGAAGUGGUAGCUGAAGAAUGUGAAGAUGACGAUGAAGACAGAGAGGAAACUAAUAAGGAUGAAGAUGACGACGAAAGCGAAGAAGUUGUGGAUGUACAUAAAAGUGAACAGACAAAGACAAAUAAAGGAGAUCUGAAUGAGGUUACUGAAAAUGAACAGGACGAUUUAGAAUGUUCAGAAAAACAAUCUGAAGACUUAAAUUCCUCAGAAAAACAGUCUGAAGAUUUGGACAUCUCAGAGAAGCAAUUGGAAGACAUGGACGUCUCAGAGAAGCAGUCGGAAGACUUGGACGUCUCAGAGAAGCAGUCGGAAGACUUGGACGUCUCAGAAAAGCAGUCUGAAGAUUUUGAUGUUUCCGAAAAACAAUCCCUAGACUUUGAAGGUCCAGAAGACCGCGUUGAUCUUCAAAACCACGUGACGGACGACAGUACGGAAGCAACAGAACGACCUGCAAACAAACAACCCGAGUUUUCCUCUGACGACCUACAUAAUAUUUUAUCUGGCGUGGUGGGUGAAACGGACAGUGAUUCAAAAAAUCCCGACGAUGUAACGGAGAUGACGACCGUUGCGGAUAGUGGUGGGGAGGGCUCGACUCCGAUGGACACUGAUUGAAGUGCAUAGAGUAGCGAAUAAUACGAUGUAUUUUUACGAUUCAAGUAGCGAAGGGCAUUUGGAAGGUAUUUGAGUCAACAUAGGAGAUGUACUGAAUGUAAAAAACAGAAAAUAAAAAAUAGGCAUUCAAUACUCAGAAAUACGGUACUGUAUCAGUCUGCCUCGGGAAAUUUACAACUUCAUUCAAUACAUAUUUUUAGUUAGUCAUUUAGUAGUCAACUCGGUACUUUUUACAAAAUUUUUUUUAACAGAUCGUUCUCACACAGCAGCUAAAGUUAAUAUAUAGAGCAGUAAAGUUAUAUAAUUUAAUUUGUGAUAAUGCAGAUACAAUUUCUGAGUAUGAUAAAGGUCUCUGAUACCGAACACACAUUAAUAAAAACAGUUGAGCUUAUCUUAAUACGUAUAAGGUUUUUCUAAUUAAUUUCGCAGUAGCUUAUCUAAUAAUGGUUCAAUUUUAUGAUAUCGCGACUUUGCAGCGUUGGCAAAACUUCGCAGGGUGAGAAGAAAUCUCUAAAAUUUAAUUUUGCAUCGUUUAAUAUGAAUUUAAUUUAGAUUUCCAAUUUAUUUAAUGUUUACAAAAUUAGAUUCAAAGAUGUUCAAAAGAAUACAAAAGAAUGUACACUAAGAUACUUGUUGUUUUUGGACCGCUGAAUACGAAUCCGGCAUCAAAAUUUGAAUAUUCAAAUUGGCCGAACCAAUAUGAGCGAAUAAACAUUUUUUCAAAAUUAAAUAUUGUUUUUUUGAGUCACAGAAUACUAAUUUGGUGCUUAAAUUAACAAAAUUUGAAGUGGAACACCAAAAAGUAUUCAGAAUAUUCCCAAUUUUUUUUUGUAAAAUUAAAUUUUUGAGAUUUUUGAGUUGCUAAAUGCGAAUCGGAUGUUACAACUUAAAAUAGCGACCAAAAUAUAUUGAAAACAUCUGAAAAUGUUUCUAGGCAUAUCAAAUAUGGCCAUUAAAAAUAAUAAAAACAAUCACUGAAUACGAUUUUGCUGUCAAAAGAUUUUUUCGUACAAAUGCAAUUUUUAUGUUUUUGGUUUGAUGAAAGGAAUCUCAUGUCAAAUUUUAAAAGUUGAUGUCUGACAAUAUGGCGGUGCAAGAACAUUAAAAAUACUUUUAAUUUGCUUUAGAAUGAGUUAUUUAGCUUUUUUGUCAUUUAAUGUCAUUUUGGAUUUAUAAGUAGUUGAAAGUGCUUUGUCGGCAUCAGAUAUGUCAUUUACACACAGAAUUAGUAGGAAAACUGAACGUAAAGCCAUUUUAAUACUCUUCGUAUUAUGAUAAGCUCAAGAUGUGUCCAAGUACUUACUGUAAUGUGAAGUGCAAUUGAAGAUUUUAUAUAAAAAUGAAAAAUUUCUAUUUAAAUGUUUAUCUUGAUAGUUUAUUUGUCGAUAUUUAUCUUUUGGAUAUUGGAUGUAUCAACAUUUUGUCUCGAAUUAUCUAUACCUACCAACCCCUUCAUGCUUUUAUGCUGUGGAUGUUGUUUUAUAAAAUUAUUAGUCCAGUUACGAAAAUAUUUAAGGUCUUUAUACAUAUCUUCUAAUUUUUAACACAAAAAUGACUUCCAUCUUUAAAUAUUGACAUGGAAUGGAGAAGAAGGUCUAGACAUAGUUGACAAAUGACAGAUUACUUCUAUCUUCUAAUUUUAAAGGUACAUUAACGGAUUUCUUGUUACCGAAGAAGUCACAUGUUAUCGUGUAUGUUAAAAACAUGACGGAGGCACGUGACAGUUGACACAGAAACUCCAAGAAUAGUUGACAAAUGACAGACAUAUAUUUUUAUAUAUUUUAUCAUUUUCAAAAAUAGAUUUUGUAUUGAUUUGUUAUCUUUAAAUCAGUUCCAAUGUAAAAAUUGCCACAACAUGUGAAAGUUGACAGCUGGAUAGAAGAGGAAAGUCUAAGAAUAAAAUUGACAUGUGAUUUAACAGAAAACAGACUAGCAAACAAAAGUAUCUGAUUGAUGUGAUGAUUUUUAACAGCAGCUGUUACAGUGUCAAAAUAUUUUGUUUAUCUUUGCACCACAGAACUAUUUCAAAAAUAUUUUUUUUGUUUUUAUUUAAUUUUAAAAAUCGUAGAGGAAUACAUUCUGUAUUUUCAAAAGUCAAAAAUAUUUGUAUAUUAUUACGGGAGAAUGAUUUUAUCAACAUCAUCCACGCAGCAGCAGAAUAACAAAUUCUUUUCUAAACGAAAGGCAAUGAGAUGAUGGUUUUAAAAACCUUUAGCAGGUUCCUAGUAUGGGAUCGUUCUGAGUAGACUGAUAUUUGGAAGAAGUUUAUUGCCGACGCUAUAAAGAGAUGCGGAUAAAAAGAUGUAGUUAUUGUGGCUUGUUUAACCUAUUUAUCAGCGUUUCGGGCGGCUCGUUAUUGAUUAGGAUUCUGGAAAAUAGACUAGUUAUAUACUAUUCAUUUGUAUCUUGUACAUGCAAUUUGGUCACAGUUGCUUCCCAACGUCACUAUGAUUUGAAAGUAUUUUUGUAUUUUAUGUAGUGUGCGCUGAAUAAACGCCUUAUUUCUUUGUAAAGUCUGCCAUUUACUUUACAAAGAGUCAUUUAUUUAAUCUAAAAACCUUCGGAGCCUUAGAGAAGUACCAAUAUGGAUCAGAGAAUUUUUUGUUGAUAAAAAAAUUCCGUGUCCAGCAAAAUUUGAACCAGCGACAGUAUUCGGAUAUAAUAAACGUCUCUAAAGACAACUAAACCGCCUUUAUAUAAUAACAAGGCAUUUACUCUACACAUACGGUGCAUAAAACUCGAGAACUACUCACAAAAGGUCUAUUUUGCGAAACCAUUACUAAUUACAAAGAAAAGACUUUUUGUAACGAUAUAUCUCUAUACGGAUGUGUCAUAUCUUUCCCAUUUGAGCCUCCAAAGACUUUGUAUUUCAGGUUUGUUGAGAAUGGUGAAAAAAGCAGUUACAAAUUAAAAAAAAAGUACUAGUUCGCUGCUAUUACUGCUGUGGACAUGUCACAGGCAUUGCGGCAAAGGCCAAAGUGACCUUCCAGAGAGCUAGUCAUUAACUGAACGGCCACAUGUAGCUUAAAGACCGUAUUCUCAUUCGUCCAAUUAAUUAUUUUAAUAGGGUUGUCUGAAGUCUUUUUGUUACCCGCAUAGUGUCAAGUUUAAUAUCUCUACACGUUUGAAAUAGUACUUGAAUAAAGAAAUAAAGUUGUCAUAUAUGGUUUAUUGAAGCUGCAACAACUACACAGUCUACAUCUCUCAAACAAUGUUGUAAUUAGGUGUUUCCUGUACAUAGUAGCUUGUAAGAGAUUUUUUUUUGUAAAAAAGUGCUGUUCUAUAGAUGUAAUCAUCCGCAAGUAAAAGACUCGAGGAGGUUAGAGUGGUUAGAGUUUAUGGAUAUUUAAAUAAAUAUAUAAUUUUCCAGAGUGUGUUGGAAAACUUUGUCGAUUAUGAAAAGUGUUUGCUUUACUCAAAGUUUAGAAUGGCACGAUUGAUAAAAGUAGAAAACUUUUUAUAUUCUUCCAAGGCUAGUUGUAAAAAUAGGCAUUGGUCAAUGUGUAAGCACAACACACUAUUUUAUUUUCCUCCUAAUGCUAUUAGCAUCCGUGAUUGGACAUAUUGUUCCCUCAAUAUACAUAAAUCCCUGCUUCAUCAUCUAUUUUACUAAACUUCCGAGUCAACGCUUUCUGGACCGUCCCAACGAACUUUUUUCUACCGGUAUAGUUGUUGUUAUUGUGUUACACAUAAUCCAAGGAUAUGAUAGUAGAAGUUAUAAGGGCGAAAAAUGACUAGAGAACAUGACGCCUUGUUUGUUAAUCCCAAACACCGUCCAACGCUAGACAAGAUCUCUGAGGUUAUUUGUUCGAAUUUUAUAUUUUUCAUAUUGAUUUACAGCUUCAAAAAUGUUUGGAAUUGGUUUAUUUUCCAUAUUUUCAGCAGAUUUUUGUGUUCGUCAACGAUUGCUUAUGCGCCUGAACGACUUUUUCAAAAUUUGUCCUCUACAGUCAAUUCUACUUCAGC